Molecule: messenger RNA, 3470 nt
Organism: Eruca vesicaria subsp. sativa (arugula)
Lineage: Eukaryota; Viridiplantae; Streptophyta; Magnoliopsida; Brassicales; Brassicaceae
Source: the annotation of a GenBank genome assembly
AUGAUCUCCAGCAGAGUAUUGAAUUCGUCUGCUCCCAACGUCCGUAACGGCAACAACGUAUCAUCCUCAGCUUCUGUACCUCUCACCAGAGCCUUAGUGACCGAUGCUGGCGUCACUAGUUCCUCUUCCGACGACGACUUCUCCCUGGAUUCGUCUCUUGCGAACAGUAGAGUACUGUCCAGUAAAGUCGGUCGCAGUUACGGAAGAAACUCGUCUUAUUAUACUUACUCCGCGGUGAGCCUCUCCGGAGAGAUUCUCGUAGCUGAGCGAGAAGAGGCUUCCUCUACUUUUGGAAGACAAUAUAGUGGUGGAUAUGAUCUUAUUAGAGCUUGUGAGCUUGAUAGCAAAUUUUCUUCUGGAGAAGGGCAGCAGAAGAAUCCGGAGAAAUUAAACCAGCAGCGUCAGGUGUUCAAGUUUCAGAAGGCAAAACAAAAGAUUGUACCUAGUGCUGCUUCUGAGGGGCUAUCUCAUCAACAUCCAGUUCGGCUGCCAACUUUUCAUGCAAGUGCUCGUGGCCCAUGGCAUGCUAUGGUUUCCUAUGAUGCAUGUGUGCGACUUUGUCUUCAUGCGUGGGCAAAGGGUUGCACAGAGGCUCCCAUGUUUCUUGAAAACGAAUGCGCUCUUCUACGAGAAACCUUCGGGUUGAAACAACUCCUUUUGCAAUCGGAGGAGGAAAUGCUGGUGAAGCAAUCUUCACAAGCUCCUCACGAGGGAGUUAUACCAAACGGCAAGAAAAACAUUGGUAAAAUGAUGGUGCAAGUACAACGUGUUAAAACAGUUUCGGAUGCUCCAAAGGGUGGUGGUAGUAUAUCAUCUUUAAAGUCUCCGUUCGAGAAACUACGGGUUAAGUUUUACAAAAUCUCAACAUGUAUAUCUUCUAGAUGGUGGUCUCGAAAGAAGAACCAUGUUCGUAAUAGUUCAACGUCUUAUGAUGUUGUUAAAGAAACAUACUCGUGUAGGUUAAGAUUGAAAAGCUUAAAUGAAGAUGAUGCCAUUAUCAUGCAACCCGGAUCCGGUGAAAGCCAUGUUUUCUUUCCUGAUAGUUAUGGAGAUGAUCUGAUUGUUGUAAUACUUGAAUCAAAUGGGAAUGAAUUUGGGCGUGUGCUUGUCCAGCUAGCUAAUGUUUCUGAAGUUUCGGUGAGUUACCUUUUUCCAUUUGUUAGCACGUUUCAAAUGCUUAUAAUGAAUAAUCCCAUACAGGCUGAGAAACUUCGGUGGUGGUCUGUAUUUCGUGAGCCAGAACAUCAACUUGUGGGAAAAGUCCAGCUCUAUAUUGACUUUUCAGCAAGUUUUGAUGAUAAUAGCCAUUUGAAGUGUGGUCCUGUUGCGGAAACAGUCGCAUAUGACAUAGUCCUGGAAGCGGCCUUGAAAACGCAGCGGUUUCAGCAAAGAAACUUGUUGUUAGAUGGUUCAUGGAAAUGGCUUUUGGAAGAAUUUGCCUCCUACUAUGGGAUUUCAGAUGUCUACACCAAACUCAGAUACUUGUCCUAUGUGAUGGAUGUCGCUACACCAACUUCAGACUGUCUCCAUUUGGUGCAUGACUUGCUAACACCUAUCAUCAUGAAAAAAGGAAAUGGGAAGACCCCCUUGAGUCAUCAAGAGAAUCGGAUUCUAAAUGAGAUCAAAGACCAAAUCAAGAAGAUUCUGAAGCUAGUCUUCAAGAACUACAAAUCUCUUGAUGAGUCUUCUUUCUCUGGAAUGAGUGAUGUAAUGAGUUCUGCAACAGGUGUUACACCGCCAGCACUAGCUCCUGCUGUUAAACUUUACAUGCUUCUGCAUGAAAUUAUGUCUCCAGAGGAUCAGACUAAUCUUUGUCAUUACUUCCAGGUAGGAGCAAAGAAUAGAUCUAGAAGGCACAUUGGUGAGACAGAUGAGUUUGUUACAAAUAAAAAUGAUCCCAAUUUUUGGGAUCCUUCUUCAGUAUUGGCUGCUUACCAGAAAAUGACUAUGGUCUGCAAAAAUGUAAAGAAUGAGAUUUAUAGUGAUGUUGAGAUCUACAAUCAAGAUAUACUUCCCAGCUUUCUUGACCUUCCAAACCUGUCAGCAUCCAUAUAUAGCACUGAUCUCUGCAACAGACUUCGAACAUUUCUUGUUGCAUGUCCACCUUCUGGUCCUUCACCAGCAGUUGCAGAGCUUGUGGUUGCAACUUCAGACUUUCAACGUGAUCUUUCCAGCUGGAACAUUGGUCAUAUCCAAGGCGGUGUUGAUGCAAAAAAGUUGUUCCACCAAUAUAUUUUGAUUUGGAUCCAAGAUAGACGCCUUUCCCUACUUGAAUCAUGCAAACUUGAUAAAGUAAAAUUGUGCGGAGUCAAGACACAACAUUCAACAACACCAUUUGUUGAUGAAAUGUACACCAAGCUGAACGAGACAAUUCAAGACUAUAAAUUUAUCAUUUCUAGAUGGCCGGAAUAUAUCUUUGUUCUGGAGAGUGCCAUUGCUGAUGUUGAAAAAGCAAUUGUGGAAGCUCUGGAGAAGCUGUAUGCAGAUGUCUUAUCACGUCUAAACGAAAACUUGGCUCCUAAAAUGUUAAGCUUCAAGUAUGUCCAAAAGCUAACCAAAAGAUCUGAGGUUGCAUAUGUAGUCCCGGACGAGCUGGGCAUUCUACUAAACACUAUGAAGAGAAUGCUUGAUGUUCUAAGGCCUAAUAUUGAGCCUCAGUUUAAAGCAUGGUCUUCAUGCAUUCCUGAUGGUGGGAACGAAGCUCCUGGUGAUCGUCUUUCUGAGGUGACAGUGAUGCUCAGAGCCAAGUUUCGAAGUUACCUUCAAGCUGUAGUUGAAAGACUCGUGCAAAAUAGCAAGCUACAAAAGGCGACAAAGUUGAAGAAGAUACUUCAAGACUCUAAAGAAAGUGUUGGAGAAUCAGACAUUAAAAGCAAAAUGCAAAACCUGAAGGAGCAGCUCAUCGACACAGUGAAUCAUCUACAUUCGGUUUGUGAUACAAAUGUAUUCAUCGCAUUGACCCGAGGCUAUUGGGAUUGUAUGGGACAGAUUGUUCUAAGCUUUUUGGAGAACAGGAAAGAGAACAGAGAUUGGUACAAAGGUUCUAGAGUUGCUGUCUCUAUAUUAGAUGAUACAUUUGCAGCACAAAUGCAACAGCUACUAGGCAAGUCGUUAAGAGAGCAGGACGUGGAGCCUCCGAGAUCGAUUGUGGAGGUUCGCUCUAUUCUUUGCAAGGAGGACACUACAAUUAAUAAAGGCAAAUCUUUCUAACCAUCUAACGGCUAAAACUGCUCAAGAUUCUUUAGCUCAAAGCUGUAAUGAUCAGAUCUCAUUUGCUCUCGUGUGAUUGAAACUGCAAGUAUUUUGCUUGCUUGGAAAAGCAAGGUCACCUCAUCACAUUUUCCUUUAGCAUUAAAAUUUCAAUACAUUACAAGACUGGCAUUAUGUCCGAUACGAGUUGUGACCACAGUUAAUAACAUGAUGAAGGGAGAUGCGUGUUUCAAGUCAGACAAGCUUUGAUAUGGCCUUGC